Messenger RNA from Nicotiana attenuata, 453 nucleotides. RefSeq lists its product as uncharacterized. NCBI's taxonomy places the organism in Eukaryota, Viridiplantae, Streptophyta, Magnoliopsida, Solanales, Solanaceae. The transcript has 2 exons. The annotation marks the transcript as partial. The record is from RefSeq and is a predicted model, not a curated record.
AUGGAUUUACUAAGGGAGUAUGACUGCUUGCAACAACCUCCAUUAUCUUCUCCUCUUGAUCAUUCACUCAAGUUGAAAGCUGAUCAUGGUGUUCCAUUGAAGGAUCCCACUCAAUACGGAAAACUAGUUGGGAAGCUGAACUUUCUUACCAACACCAGGUGCUUAAAAGGUGAUCCAAACCUGGAGAUGUUCCUCUCUGACAACACAGAUUACAAGAUCUAUGCCUUUUGUGAUUUAGACUUGGUUGCUUGCUCAGAAUCCAGGAAAUCUGUUAGUGGAUACUUAAUACUACUUGGUGGAUGCCCAGUUAGCUGGAAGUCAGAGAAACAAUCCACCAUAGCUUUGUCCUCAGCUGAAGCAGAGUACAUGUCAACUAGAGUAGUGGUUGGUGAACUUGUGUGGUUAGUCAAGCUGUUUGAAGAAUUAGCAGUUCCAUUAUCUUUUCCGAUUCCG